UUCAACAUGGCUACCCAUGACAUGUAUUUGUUUUGGUUUGUUUAUAAGAUAAAAAAAACUUCAGUAAACAGGUUCUAGGCCCUAUAUGGUACUGAAAAACGUAGCUUCAAUUAAGAGUAUGACCAAGUGGUAUCAAGUGGUCUGCAAAGAGUAAGCCUACCCUUCCGUGUGAAUGUGUGACAUUACUAUGGCAGAAUCAACAGAUGAGAUAAAAAUCAUGAAGAAGGUUACAUUUUGUGAAUCAGUAAAAGAUAAUUCUGAUAAAUGUUGUAAUACUUAUAAACCUCGAGAUAAACCUUCACCUAAAGAUAAUCCAACUACUGAACAGAAAGAUAAAAAAAAUCAUGAAUGGAUACAGGGUUAUUUACGAUUGGCGUUUGGUUUGAGUGAUCCGGAAAGUUUAAGAGUUUUAGAUGAAGUGAGUGUUGAAGGUGUGGCGAAAUAUAUUAAAGAUAAUAAAUGUAAAAACAUCAUCACAAUGGCUGGUGCUGGUAUCUCUACAUCUGCUGGGUUACCAGAUUAUAGAAGUCAAGAUGGUGGUUUAUAUGAUAAUGAAAAAGAACAACAUUAUACAAUAGAACAUUUUAAUGAUAAUCCAGACAUUUUCUACAAAUGGCUGAAAAAAUUGUUUCCAGAAAAUCUAAAGCCUACAUUGUGUCAUUAUUUUAUACGUUUAUUACAUGAGAAGGGAUUAUUGUUGAGACACUAUACACAAAAUAUAGAUUCAUUAGAUAAACUUGCUGGAUUACCCAUGGAACAAUUAGCUGAAUUUUAUGGAUCUAUAACAACAUCGUAUUGUAUCGAAUGUAAUCAGGUUUAUUCUCAAGAUUGGUUAAAAGAAAAAAUACUGACUGGUGUGGAACCUGAAUGUCUGGAAGAAAAUUGUAAAGGAAUUGUUAAACCAGAUAUUUUAUUUCAAGGUGAACAAUUUCCUCCAUGGCUUGAAGAACUGGCCAGUGAGGAUUUUUGUAUUUGUGAUUUAUUGAUUAUAUUAGGAGCUUCUGUUAAAGACCAACCAUUUAGAAAUUUAUCAUCCAAAGUAUGGGUUAAUGUUCCGAGACUCUAUAUAAACCUGGAACCCCCAGAUCCCCCUGGUGCCAAUAUGAUGAUGGCUUUAAUGUUUGGACAUACUUUUGACUUUGAUUCAGAGGAGAAAUACAGGGAUGUAUUUAAACAAGCAACAUGUGAUGAUGGAUGUCGAGAAUUAGCAGAUUUGAUAGGAUGGGGGGAAGAACUUGAUGAAUUAAUCAAACAAAAUGGUAGUUGCAGUGAUCAAAAUGGUGGUUGCAGUGACCCAAAGAAAAUUGGAGAAGGUGUUAGUACUCAGAGACAGAAUGGAAUCAAAUCAUCAGAAGAAAGUCAAGAACCUGAGAAAAAAGAAGAAAGUUGCUCAAAACCCAAAAGUUCAGCUAAAAAGACAAAUUCUAAAUCCACCACAAGAACAAGAGCCUUAACUCCUUCUAAAAAACAUUCUGUGAAAAAGCCAAGCAAAUGAAUACAAGAUUUUUUUAUGUGCUUAAUAUUUAAAAAUUCAUGCUUUGGUUCCUGACUGAAACCCUGUUUGAUUCUUAUAAUAGAGAGAGAGACACACAAGCUCUGUCAUUAUGGGACUAACAUAUGGUUCAAUUUUAUUUCAAUAAUUAUCUUUAUCAGUUGGAGGAAACUGCAGAACUCGGAGAAAACCCACGAGGUUGGUUCUGAUAAUAGACUGAUACCUCUCAUUUGUGUUUAGACAUAUUCAGUUUAACCAAGAGAGUGGUUGAGGCCAUUUUAUUGGCUGAAUGAAUUCUAAUAAAUUUAAAUGUCAACCAAUCGCGUACAGCUGACACUAGUCUAGUUUAACCAAAUCUAUCAUACUAUAACAUAUACUAAUGGAAGAACAAUUACUGAUUUAUUUAGGCCACGUUUCAUGGAAUAUUGUCUCAGUGUCAUUAAGCAAGUACAGUAACAAAUGUUGUUGUUCUUAAGUGUUUAACGUCCGCUUCCACUGAAGGUGAUAUCGCACUUGUCUUAUUUUCAUUUUCUUAGCACACGUGCAAGGGUCUUUCCUGUGGGAGGAAAUUGGAGUACCCGGAGUAAACCCACAAGGUUUAGAAGGUGCCCCUAUCUCCUGCCACAUACUCUCACAUCAGGGAUCGAAACCACAACCACAAGCCAGAUGUGACAAAUGUGUAGGGCAAUUAUAUAUACACACAUGCAAUAACAACAAAGCAGAAUCCAUGCAUGGCAAGGUACAUAUAAAGGAUUAGUGAGGCCACACUGAUGAUUGGCAUCAAACAUACAUUAUGUAAGACAAGUUUUCUUCUUAGUAUAACUGAAUUACAGGGAAAAGAAUAGUUGAAUAAAGUUAAGUAAACAACAAAAUCACAUCAAUCUUAUCUAUCUUAAUAUUAUUGUUGAGAAUGUAAUAAAGUAUACUUAUCUUUGGGUCUUUAGUCAGUUUAUACCUUGAAUUUUAGAAUUUAAUAGUCAGCCCAUGACCAAACAGAUUUCAAGAGAGUAAAUUGGUUGGUAAUUAUAGUUUGUCAACAGGUAUGCACGAUUGACCUGCUGGCUUCAACAAAUUAUAUAAUUUGAGUACAGAAUCUGCUAUAGUCAUUAAAAUCUAACUAGCAGGAUCACCCAACAGUCAGACUGUCUUAAUUUAUUUCAUUGUCUUAUCUUUAGAAUAAUUUAAUAUCUAUUUUGUUUUUGUUGUGAAGAUCUACA
Molecule: messenger RNA, 2709 nt
Organism: Patella vulgata (common limpet)
Lineage: Eukaryota; Metazoa; Mollusca; Gastropoda; Patellidae
Product: NAD-dependent protein deacetylase sirtuin-2
Exons: 16
Coding region: 173-1495 (440 amino acids)
Molecular function (GO): NAD+ binding
Source: RefSeq, a predicted model, not a curated record